GUUAUGGAUAUUGUAGACAAGCUGCGAUGUACAGGUCUCAAUGGCAUUGUGGAACUACCCCAGCUUGUAGUAUGCGGUGACCAGUCAUCCGGUAAAAGCGCUGUACUUAAGGCUAUCACCGAGAUUCCGUUUCUUCGCAAGGAAAACCUGUGCGCGAGAUUCGUAACUGAAGUG
This is a messenger RNA of Bipolaris victoriae FI3, 174 nucleotides long. RefSeq lists its product as hypothetical. The transcript has a single exon. Lineage: Eukaryota; Fungi; Ascomycota; Dothideomycetes; Pleosporales; Pleosporaceae. The record is from RefSeq and is a predicted model, not a curated record. The annotation marks the transcript as partial.